AUGAUUACUAAUGUGGAGCAGAAUAAUAACAAGUUUUUCAUCUUGCAAGUCCUGAAAGACGAAAAGAAGGGCACAUAUGCAGUUUGGUUUCGUUGGGGUCGUGUGGGAUACAAGGGACAGCACAAACUCAUACCCUGUGGUACUGAUCUUUCAUCAGCGAAGAAAAUUUUCUGCCAAAAGUGA
Darwinula stevensoni is the source of this 183-nucleotide messenger RNA. The record is from the annotation of a GenBank genome assembly. NCBI's taxonomy places the organism in Eukaryota, Metazoa, Arthropoda, Ostracoda, Podocopida, Darwinulidae.